Molecule: messenger RNA, 10628 nt
Organism: Aquila chrysaetos chrysaetos
Lineage: Eukaryota; Metazoa; Chordata; Aves; Accipitriformes; Accipitridae
Gene: PDPR
Product: pyruvate dehydrogenase phosphatase regulatory subunit
Exons: 18
Coding region: 416-3055 (879 amino acids)
Cellular component (GO): mitochondrion; mitochondrial matrix; cytoplasm
Molecular function (GO): oxidoreductase activity; protein binding
Source: RefSeq, a predicted model, not a curated record
CGUCCCCGCGGCCCCGGCCCGCUGCCCUGGCCCCCGCCGGGGCCCAGCCCACGCGGGGCCGCCCGCCGGCACCCCUCCUGACCCGAUCUGCUCUCCCGGCGGCCCCGCAGCGCUCGGCCGCGGGCCUGCCCCGUUCCCAGGGGUCGGGGGGCUCCGGCGGAGGCAAGCAGGCCGAGGCGGCGGCUCCCCCGCCUCCGGGGCUGCCAGCGGGGCUUUCGCUGCUGCCGGCCCGCUUCCCGCCACUGACACCGUUCCCGUCAGGGUGGGAGCGGGAAGCGUGGCGGCCCGUCAGGCGCUGUGCUGCCUUCUCGAUACGGAUCUGUGGCGUGCGGCAGGCUGCGGAAGGAGUGGUACUGAGUUAACGUCUGAACACAUCUAGGUGGUGCUUUAAGAAAACCGACAAAUAGCUGCUGGGAUGUUUCUCCGAUUACUGGCAGAUGUCCGGUGGCGAGCAGCUAACCCGAAAUGGAGAAGAAUGACCUGCUCCCAGCGAAGUACCUCAAGCACAGCAGAACCUUACCCAGUUUCCUUGCCAGCACAGGCACAGGUUGUCAUCUGUGGUGGUGGAAUCAUGGGCACCUCCGUGGCAUAUCACCUUUCCAAGAUGGGUUGGAAGGAUAUAGUCUUACUUGAGCAGGGCAGGUUGGCUGCUGGUACCACCCGCUUCUGUGCUGGCAUUGUGAGCACAGCCAGACACGUGUCCAUAGAGCUGAAGAUGGCAGACUAUUCUAACAAGCUCUACCAGCAGCUGGAACAAGAGACAGGAGUAAAAACAGGGUACAUGAAGACAGGCUCUAUUUCACUGGCUCAGACUCAGGAUCGACUAAUCUCUCUGAAACGCAUUGCUUCAUCACUGAAUGUAAUGGGGAUACCUUGUGAAAUUAUCACCCCAAAGCAAGUGGCACAGCUCCACCCACUGAUCAACAUCCAUGACCUUGUGGGGGCCAUGUAUGUGCCAGAAGAUGCACUUGUGUCAUCUGCGAAUGUGAGUCUGGCUCUGGCAACUGCUGCCUCACGGAAUGGUGUCCAGAUUCAUGAAAGGACGAGUGUCAGUCAUGUCUCGGUCCAGAAGGGUCGUGUGACUGCAGUCGAGACCGACAGAGGACAGAUUCAAUGCCAGUACUUCGUCAACUGUGCUGGCCAGUGGGCCUAUGAGUUGGGCCACUCUGGGGAGGAACCGGUCAAUAUCCCACUCCAUGCCUGUGAACACUUCUACCUCUUGACACAUCCUUUGAAGGAACCUUUGGCAAGCAAUUUACCAACUAUUGUGGACCCAGAUGGCAGGAUCUAUAUACGCAACUGGCAAGGUGGCAUCCUCUCGGGAGGCUUUGAGAAAAACCCCAAACCCCUCUUCACGGAGGGACGGAACCAGCUGGAGAUUCACAACCUUCAAGAAGACUGGGAUCAUUUUGAGCCACUUCUGAGUGCCCUUCUGCGCAGGAUGCCAGAUUUGGAGGCUCUGCAGAUCAUGCAGUUAGUGAACUGCCCAGAGUCCUUCACACCAGAUAUGCGGUGCAUCAUGGGAGAGUCGCCCACCGUGCGGGGUUACUUCGUUCUGGCUGGCAUGAACUCAGCUGGUAUCUCAUAUGGUGGGGGAGCAGGCAAGUACCUGGCAGAGUGGAUGGUAAAUGGGUAUCCAUCAGAAAAUGUCUGGCCUCUGGAUUUGAAACGUUUUGGUGCCCUUCAGAGCAGUCGCACUUUCCUCCGACACCGUGUGAUGGAAGUAAUGCCCCUCAUGUGUGAUCUGAAAGUUCCCCGUUGGGACUUUCAGACUGGCAGGCAGCUGCGUACUUCACCAUUGUACGACCGUCUGGAUGCACAGGGAGCUAGGUGGAUGGAGAAGCAUGGAUUUGAGAGAGUCAAGUAUUUUGUCCCACCUGGGAAAGAUCUGCUGGAUUUGGAUCAGAGCAAAACCUUUUAUAAACCAGACUGGUUUGAUAUUGUGGGUUCCGAAGUCAAGUGCUGUAAGGAAGCGGUUUGUGUCAUUGACAUGUCAUCUUUUACCAAGUUUGAAAUAAGCUCCACAGGAGAUGAGGCCCUGGAGAGUCUGCAGUAUCUCUUCUCAAAUGACCUGGAUGUGCCAGUUGGGCAUGUUGUGCAUACAGGCAUGCUUAAUGAGAAAGGAGGUUAUGAGAAUGACUGCAGCAUAGCACGAUUGAGCAAACGCAGCUUCUUCAUGAUUUCCCCUACUGACCAACAAGUCCAUUGCUGGGCCUGGCUGAAGAACCGCUUGCCCGAUGACAGCAACCUGACCAUGGAAGACGUGACCUGGAAGUACACGGCUCUCAAUCUGAUCGGCCCCCGUGCUGUGGAUGUCUUGUCAGAGUUGUCAUAUGCCCCAAUAACUCCAGAACAUUUUCCCUCUCUCUUUUGCAAGGAGAUGAGCGUGGGCUAUGCUAAUGGCAUCCGUGUGAUGAGUAUCACUCACACAGGAGAACCUGGAUUCAUGCUUUAUAUCCCCAUAGAGUAUGCCCUUCACGUGUACAACGAGGUAAUGAACAUGGGACAGAAGUAUGGGAUUCGGAACGCUGGUUAUUAUGCACUCCGCAGCUUGCGCAUUGAGAAGUUCUUUGCAUUCUGGGGCCAGGAUCUGGAUGCUUUUACCACUCCUAUGGAGUGUGGACGCGAGUUCCAGGUCAAGCUGGAAAAGGGAAUGCAGUUUGUUGGCCAGGAAGCGCUGUUGGAACAGAAGCAGAACGGUGUGUACAAGCGCUUUACCAUGUUCAUUCUUGAGGACCACGACACAGAUAUGGACCUCUGGCCCUGGUGGGGGGAGCCCAUUUUCCGCAAUGGCCGCUAUGUGGGCAAGACCACCAGCAGUGCCUACAGCUAUACUCUGGAGCGCCAUGUCUGCCUUGGCUUUGUGCAGCACUUUGAUGAGAAGACAGGAGAAGAGCUGGUGGUGACAACUGACUUCAUCAACCAGGGCGAGUAUGAGAUCGACAUUGCUGGGCAGCGCUUCCAGGCCAAAGCCAAGCUCUACCCCUUCAGCUCCCUCUUCACGCAUCGUCGCCGCAAGGAUGAGGAGGAACUGAGUGGCUACCAAAGGGAGUAGUGCUGACUAGACCUGACCUGCUCCUUUUCCCAAGCUGGAGUAUUCUCCCACAAUCUUCCAGUCCAUUCUCCUCACAUAUAUUUCUUUCUUUUCCUUUCUUGUCUUGCAACUUUUAAACUUUUUCCAGUGUGUUACAUUUUGUAUAUUUUAAAACUUUAGUUUUCAAGCUUUCCUGAUCCUGUCUUUCUCCCUCCUUCAACCCUUUGCUUGCCAGGCUCCCCCAUGCCCCAGUGGAUGAAGCACAGUGCUGAGCAUGCAUCCAGCAGUCCAUGGGAAGCCUGUUUGGAGUGAACCCCACCAGAGGCCCUAGCCUUAUGGUGAUGGGAAGGGUUCAGGUGAACCCCUGAGGACUACGCCCUUCCUCUCUCCUCUCCAGCAUAAGGCAUGGGAUAGCAGGUAUUUGCUGCCUGUAGUUCAGAUGAACGCUGUGACUUCACCCUGCUCUCCGCAUAUCACGUUGUAGAGGGGUCGAUGCAUCGAUGCACACAGCAAUAGAACGAUCAGCUACCUCACUGGCAUGAGACAUAGCAUUGUGUGAGCAGCAGCCAAGAGACAGGUUUUGGUAUAGUCCAGCCUGUCAUUGCCCCCCCCCCCUUUUUUUUUUCCUAACAGGGAGUCAAGUAGAUUUAAUCAUCAGAUUGUUUAGAUGGCAGUAGCGCUGGUAAGUUUUUUGUUGUUGGGAUUGGAUUUUUUUGCGUGGGGUCACUGAAACUAAAUGGCCUUCUAUAAAUAUGAUUGAAGAUCGACAUGUGCGUUUCACUUCUAUAAAGGAAUGGGAUUUGUUUCGGUUUUUUGUUAGCAAACAUACUGAUUUCUAGCAAGGACAGAUGUUAGUGUUUAAUGUUAUUAGCUGUGCUGAAAUGCUGCUUCUGUUCCAGCUGCACAGUGUACAGUCUCUUUGGGGAUUUUCUUUCACUUUCCUUUUUUUAUGUGACUUGGUCAAGCUCAUCUGGCAAGGGUCAUGUAAAACUUGUGUUGGUUUGGGGUACUUGAGCAGCAGGAGGGGACAACAUCUUGUCCUUUUGGCUGCCUGUGGUUAUUUUGAAAUUGGGAGGAAAAGACCCAGCAUUUGUCUCAUCUGUGGUGCUGGGUUUUCUUCUGGUGGUGAGAAAGCAUCUCAGCAGCUCCUGCUGGAUUUGAGAAGUUGUCUUCUGUUUUUCUCCUCAAAUCUGUUGUACUUCCUACUUCUCUGUCUUGGUAGGACCUCAGCUGAGGGGAUUGAAUAGAGGGAGUGAAGGGAGUGUGGCAGUGGGAUUAUAAAUUCCUUUCCUUCAGCAAAGCUCUUCGCGUCAUGCUCCUUAUACAGAUGCUUCAGCCAGCGCAGCUGGGAUUCACCCCUUCUUCAAGUGUCAAAAUGCGCCGAUUCAAACACUGAUGGUAAAUGGUGAGGAAGUGGGGGGAUGCUGAAUUGUAUUGCACACAUUUACAUCUUUUUCUUCUUCGCAUUGUGAGCGCAAUCAAAAGCAAAGAUUCUCUUUAUUUACUUGAAGAAGAUCUGUUACACAUUUUCCCUGCCUCUGCUACCCGCAUACUCCUCAUGGUCUUUCUGCUCCAGCAUCUUUCUGUCUGGAGUUCAAACACAACCUUGCACUGGUUGCACCUGUCAGCCACGAUGAACACUUUCCCUAUGAUCUGGAACUGUUUCUGGGCACUUUCUUUUCCAGUUCAAUGGCAAGCAUCAGUAGUAUAAAUAUGAGCUCAAAACCUUGUCUGGUUCUUCUUUUAAGUUUGCUUUCUGCUGUUUUAGUUGCUUCAGGUCAUGGUUUCAGUUGAGUGUUUGGUCUGCCAGUUCAUGAUCCAGGUGUUCUCACCAUGCAAAAGAAGUCGAAUGUCCCUAAGGCAGGAAAGGUGAAAGUCUAAGACCUUUACACCUUAAAACAGGUUGUCAGAGCAAGCUACCCCAUUCAGGGUGAUACGGAAACCAUGAAACCUUGGAGAGGAGAGUUGGGAAAGGGUGUAAGAGAAUUAAGGAUUUGAGCAUGGGACUGUAGUAGGUUGAACACAGAUGUCACUUUGAGCAUGCUCUCUUUUGUGAAUGGUGAAUUCCUUUUUAGUGUGUGACCUCUUCAAGGAUUUUGAACUUAACAACUUUUGAACUUGAACAUGCAAAAAUUCCCCAGUCUGAAAUGUAGUGACCACAGUAGGGCAGCUUUUUGGGAUCUCACAGCUGAGAUUACCCUGCAUGGCUGUUGAAGGUGGAGAUUGUAAUUUAUUCCAACUUCCCCUAUUAUUGCUCUCCAAAUUAAAAUUUUGCCUGGUAUAUCAGGUUUAGUUGCUUAAAUGAAAGGUUCAUAAAGCAUCUGAUAGCAGUUUAAAAUCCAGUCGCUUCUUGCAUGUCUUUUCUGCGUAGAGGGAUACUGCAAUCCCACUAUUCCCGUGCCGGUUGUGUGUACCAAGGAGGACCUAUGCUUUACCAGGCUGUCACCUGGGAACAGUGCACCAGGUCACUCAAAAAUACGUGUCCAUCCUCUUGUCCCUCCAUUGGUUUUAUGGGAUGUUGCUGUGCCUUGCUUAUCUAGGGAAACAAGCAUUCAACCAAACAGAGUUUUAUACGUGAUACUUAGGGUGUGUCUUAGAGCAGCCCUUCUGAGUAGAGUUUAUUGACCAUUUGUUGUUGCUAUUGAGGCAUGAUACUUCUUCAGGAGAAAGCAAAGCACACAGCUGAGGCAAGCUAUAGUACUUAAUGCAACUCCUGAAGAGAGAUCUAAGCUCAAACCAUUUAGUUUGUUCUCUGCAGAGUUAAAAUAGUUAAGACCAAACUGGAAAGUUAGCAGCAUGCUGUCCUCUACCAACCACUUGUUCCUGAAGUGUUACAGGCAGAUGAUAUUCCUCCCUGUGAUUAUUUUUUCUUUUCCCUAAUUUAUAGGUGCCUGUUAGUUCCUCAGACAACUUUUGAUACAGGUGUCUCUUCCCACAGCAGUUCUGACAAUAAAAUUGUGUUUUAUGAGCUACUUUUGUCAUUAUGUCUGCUUAGGUUUAUUUUAUGUCUAGAUCUAUUGACUUUUCAAUAGCAAAAAUAGAGAGUGAAAAUAAUUUUCUAUCAUGCUGAUAGAUACAGCAAUGCUUUCUGUAAUGUUACGUUUGCUGUUUGAGACUUAGAGAUAGGUGGUUUGAUAAUUGUCAGUCUUGCAGCUCAUUAACGCCUACUCUGGCUUUCCCUGCUAUGAAUUCUGAUUCUUGUUUUUUAUCAGAACCUGUAGUCUUCGGCUGCUGUUCAUGCUUAGUUGAUUUAAUUUCUGGCAGCUAUUUUUAACCUUAUAAUGUUAAAGAAUAGUUUGCCUUCACCAACUUGAAUACCUGUCCAGGGGUCAGUUGAAUAGCGUGUUUUAAAGUAAUGCUAGACACUGAGACCGAGAAAGGUCCUUCUAGUGUAGUGUUUUCUUCCAGAGGUAUUAAACGGUGAUGUAAGACUCUAAUCCCUUUAUCUGAUGACUAAAAGUAGAGUGCCUAAAAAAAGAACAACAAAAUCAGUUACCACCUUUAGUACACCUUCAAAUUAGAAAAUUAGAAAUCGGAUCUUGGAAGCUGCUAGUCUUCCAAGCCAAGACACAGUCUUAGCAUCUAAGAUGCUGAAUAACAUGGACUGUAAAAUUAUGCAUCAUGAUUCUCAUCCUUAAAACUGCCUCAAAAUGCUUUCUGCUGAGAAAGGUGGUUUGUUCUCAUUCUGCAUGGUAAGACUAUGAACCUUGGAUGGGAAAUACUAAAAUAGCAUCCCCCUCCUCUGCACUGAAAGGGGUAGUGGCCUCGUUCCAUGCUGAAGCAGCAGCAGCAGGUCUGCCCUGUGCACCUCGUAUGUAGCAGUCGCAGGGUUGUUACCAGUUUUCUGAGUCUUGCUGUCCAGAAUGGGAACAGUCCUGUAGAUUUUGCUGAUACAGGCAUCUUUGCAAGGGAAGCUAAGUGGAGUUUAGUAUGAGAAAAUAAUUUAUCUUUUUGGCUAAAAUACUUUAGGUUGAGCAUAACACAUUUUAGGAUAAACUUAUUACCCAUCAGUGACAAAUUUUAGGGAAAGUGUGGCCUGUGGGUAGCGUACACUUGGCAUGUGUAGGCUUGUUUUUUCUUACCCCAGAAGGCAACAUCUGAGUGGGUUUGCUGGUGUAGUGGUGGUGAAUCCAUCUACCUGUACAGCAUCCCUGUAACGCUGGGAAGGGCUUGCUUGCCCAGGUGUUGUCUAUAGAGUAGUGUGGGGAACUUGUGUAAGAGGUAGCACUUACUGGGCAGCCUCUUCAAUUAAAUGAUUUCUCCAGAGGUAUUACGUUGUCUUACCCUUGUUGUGUCCUUUCCUGAGUUCUCAUGUUUUGUUAGUCCUUGAGUGAGUACUGAAAGGCUUGAGUAAAAAUGGUAUUAGAGAAGAGGGUGUUUAUUAGUCUACUUAGGGUUGAUGAUUUCUGUUCCAGGAAGAUGUUACACUGAUUUUUCCCAUCUAUUUUUGCCAGACUUAGUUUCUUCUUGUCUUCUCUGUGCUGACUCCAGUAUCCAGAUUUGAUCUGCCUUGUUGGACAGUUUCGUCUUAUUAUUUUGUGGCAAGGAGAGGAGGCUAUGUGAAACUUCCACUGCAUCUCCAAGUCUUGGUGUAAGCUUGGAUUAUUCCUUUCUACUGUCGCAUUCAAGCUGCUACUGAUGAUGUUGCUGUUCCUGCAACACCUCUGAACUGCAGCCUGUGCUGCUGUAGGACCUCUUGUGCGCAAGGUUCUUCUCUUCAUUCUACCUGAUGCUUCAUCAUCUGAGCCAGGUUGGUUCUAGAUCUGUGUCUCUGCCUCAAUUUAAGCUCUUCAACUUUUAGACUGUGCAGAUACCAACACCCAGACUCCCGGGGGGGUUUGUGGCCGCUGUGUAUUCCAUCAUUUAGCCCUCCUUCUCCCUGUGCCAGGGUUUUCCCACUCUUAACACUUCUCUGAUCUCCUUCCUCAGGCAGUGGAGCACAUUAGUUCCUUUUGCCUAUCAAGACCGAGGCAUGGUGAAAUAAAAACAGGCAAGGGGAUGCCAGAGUGGCUGAGCUGAGGCGGAAGGAGAGGCGUGAUUGCGGUUUGAUCCUUUGCCCAUUACUUAACCACUUAAGCCCAGCCUUGGAGAGAUGAUCAGCCCUGAUUCCCAGCUCAGGGAGCAUUUUCCUCUGCAGCCUUAGUGCCGGACAAGCGCUGAGUGAUAGCAAUGGCUCUGGGCAGAAUCGGGACAGCGUUAUUGAGGAAGCGAGAGUGGCGGUGACACUUAUUUUCCAACAUACAUUUCCCUCUCACAUUUUUUGUUGUGACGAAGGAAAUGGUGCUGCACGGGGGAGGCGGGGAACGUGCACACGCAAUUGCUCAAAACACUUGUCUGUCUCUGGCACAUUCUUGCAACUGUAAAGGUACAGCAAAGACAUCACUAACCUUGUCCUUCCAGCACACUUUAAACAAAAUGAUUACGUUUUGGGAAGAAAUCUAUAUAAACAAGGUAGUUUCCAUGUUUGCAGGGGGGGAAGUCACUUGCAAGGGCAGAAGUCGUUCUUACUUAAAACAGAGUGCUUAGCUUCUGAUAACGUCCAGCAGAACGUUCACAACCUUCAGAUUUGUCUUCCCGAAUGAUUUUAUUAUAAUACUUGGUCAGGUUAAUUUGCACCCAUUUCAGGAUGCUUUUCUGUUUUAAACUACCUUUUCCUUAACUGAUUGUUUGGAUUUUCAUUUAAAAAAGAAAGCAUUCAGUCAAGGAACAGGACUUGGGGAAGGAGGGGUUAAUGUCAUCAGAUGAUUUCAAGCUGUCUCUAAAAAGCAUUUGAAAAUUUUCUUUGCACUUUAAACUUUCCUUAAGCAUCGUGACUGUAGUGGUGCUUAUAGCCCUAGGCAAGUGCAGUCUUUGCAUUUGAGGGAGGAAAAAAAAACUUUAAAUAUUUGUAAAUGCCUUAAAGCUUUAGGUGAGGUAUUUGGGCACUGAUUGUGCCUGCCAUUUGAUUUUCUUCCUGGAAAACUGCGUGCUGAGUGUACAGAGCAGACACAAACGUCGGCAGAUAUUUUUGAGCAAGCACAGGGGAUGGCGGAAGCUGCUAUUGCAGCAUGCUGCUGGUCUGAGGCUGGAAUUUGUAUUGAACUAAACUAAAUGAGCUGGGAGCCCCUGUGCUUGUACAGCUGUCUGUGCUGACACCUUCCCUUUUUUCCCCUCCAGAAACGGAUUUAUUCACUAUAUUGCUCAUGCUAUAAUGCGUUUUCUUCUUUCUUUAAAGAAAGAAGCCUGGGCUGGUGUAGAGUACUCUGUGAGUGUCCCGUUCCAUUAAAGGAAACAAAAUUCUCUGCGUGAAUGCUUCCCUGCUGUACCAGCUGACAUUUGGAGGCAGGAGUCAGGAGAAGCGGGAGCGGAGGGGAUCUGCUGGUGCCCGUAAUGUUUGUGGAGAUGGCUCUGAGACUUCUCAUCUCCCAUUUGUCUCAAAGCUCUGCUGGAUUCCUGAUGUCAGGCUGGCUUCUGAGUUACAGCACAAAACAAAGUGCUGCUUUGCAGGUACUGAUGUCCCUGAAGUCCUUGACAGGUUCUCCUGCAUCUCAUGGUCAGGCUUGCGGCAGGACACGUCCCUGCUCAUACAUGCUUCUGCCAGAGAAGCAACCCAAGCUGUGCUUGGGGGAAAGGAGUGUGCCUGUGGUGUGAAUGCAGUUGUUUCCAGACCGCCUGCCAAGCAGCUGGGUGAUGGUAAUGUUUCCUGAGUCUUUGGAAAGAGUUGGGUAAAACCCUUUUUGGCCCAGAUCAACUCCUUGCUGCUGCCCCUGAGACAACAUGCUUUCUUUCUGUCACUUUCUGCUCUGUUCCCAGCUGUGCACGUGUGACAGCUCCUGCUGUCACUGGUUUUACAGGAGACCUGAGCUCUGUGGGAGAAGGGUUCCCUGCUUCUUGGACCCAGUGCAGUUCUUCCCGAGCAGAGACUGCCAUCUUGUGAACUCUACCAUUGCUUCUGGUUAUUGGGUGCACCAAUUUACUUGUCCAAAGCCCCUUCAUGCUUUUAUCAAAUCUCCUGAGACCAGAUUUUAAAGGGCUGGCAGGGCUUCGGAAGUGUGCUACUGCUGCAGUUUUAAGAACAACUGAAGUUUGAACCUGUGAAAACAUUUUUACUAGUGCCUUACACUUGUGAAUGUUGUGCAAUGGAUGUAGCUGAGGUGGGACAGAGCAAGGAGCAACUUCAGUAGCAUGGUUCCCCAUCCACUACAGCCAUCUCCCUCUCCCCUCGCAGGGUCAUGGCAAGCAGACACCGGCAGAUUGGCUCUAGCAGUGCGGGGAUGGUGAUUUUUUUAAUCCCUUUGACCUCUGGGGUUGUAGAAAUGUUAAACUGUAAGACCUCAUGCCAGGUGGUCUGUCUUUGAGAGGAGCAGUGGUCUUAACUCUGCCGGCUUUGGAUUCAGGGGGGUUUAGGAGAGACAAAGCUGCUCUGAUUGUUAGACCCUGUGGUGGAGGACAUGGACAGUUGUUCCCAAGCGCACAAGUCAGGGUGAGUUUGCUGCUCUCCGCUGAGGCCAUGUUGUUAUCUGUGCUGUAUUUAUAUCAUGCUUUAUUUCAUUUAAUAUUUUGGUUGGCUUCAAUGUUGCUAGGUUUGUAUAUUAAUAAAGAGGCAUUUUAACUA